Messenger RNA from Otolemur garnettii (small-eared galago), 3714 nucleotides. RefSeq names its product potassium voltage-gated channel subfamily C member 4 (gene KCNC4). The coding region runs from base 775 to 2661 and encodes 628 amino acids. Gene Ontology annotation, molecular function: delayed rectifier potassium channel activity; protein binding. Lineage: Eukaryota; Metazoa; Chordata; Mammalia; Primates; Galagidae. Gene Ontology annotation, cellular component: voltage-gated potassium channel complex; axon; neuronal cell body membrane. The record is from RefSeq and is a predicted model, not a curated record. Gene Ontology annotation, biological process: protein homooligomerization; potassium ion transmembrane transport. The transcript has 4 exons.
AGCGCUGCGCCAGGCCCAGCGCAGCUCCGGGCCGCGGACGCAGGACCAGAGGCUGGCGCGCUUGUUUUCCAGCUGCCGCCUCGCCCAGCGCAGCCCCCGCCCGCCUGUCCGCCGCGUUAAAUUCGGCCCCGCCCGCCAUCCUUGCCCUGCGCUGGAUUUAUGAAUGGGGGGAAGAGGCCACAUGCCGCCGCCGCCGUCUUGUGUUGACCGCACGCAGCCCGGGCCCGCGGAGCUCCGGCUGCCGUGAGAGCGUCUGCCGGGUCCCGGCAGCCGCUUGGAGGACUUGUUGCUGCUGCGCUGCCGCCGCGGGAAAACCGGUUGCUCCCGGGGCUCGGCGCGAUCUGGUAGCCAACGGGUGGCCCGUGUGAGCGCGAGGGCGCGCGCAGGACCCUCGCAGUGCGCCCGGACUGUGAGCUUCCUUGUCUUUUAGGGGGUGGGGGGGGCGUGUCCCAUCCUAGCAGGGGACCGUGUGUGUGCUUGCCCCUACCUCCCCCAGCCCUUCUCUUGGGUUCUCGACUCUGCUCUCCGUCUCUUGCUCUCUUCUCCGGCGCUGCCUGCCUUAACCCCAACCACCUGUGCACCCAAGAAACCCAACUCCUCCGGCUCUGCGCCCCGGGCGGGGGUAGGCAGGGGCAGGGCCAAGCCGCAGAGGGGGCCGCCACAGUAUCCUGCCUCCUCCUCGUCUCCUCCCCCUCCCCCGUCUGACGCUGCUUCCUCGGGAAGGGUGUUUGGAGGGCAGCGGCCGCCCCAAGCCGGAGCCCCGCAGCGCUUCUUAUGAUCAGCUCGGUGUGUGUCUCCUCCUACCGCGGGCGAAAGUCGGGGAACAAGCCUCCGUCCAAAACAUGUCUGAAGGAAGAAAUGGCCAAGGGCGAGGCGUCGGAGAAGAUCAUCAUCAACGUGGGUGGCACGCGACAUGAGACCUACCGCAGCACCCUGCGCACCCUACCGGGCACCCGCCUCGCCUGGCUGGCCGACCCCGACGGCGGGGGCCGGCCUGAGACCGAUGGCGCUGGUGCGGGUAGCAGCGGCAGCAACGGCGGCGGGGGCUGCGAGUUCUUCUUCGACAGGCACCCGGGUGUGUUCGCCUACGUGCUCAACUACUACCGCACCGGCAAGCUGCACUGCCCUGCCGACGUGUGCGGGCCGCUUUUCGAGGAGGAGCUCACCUUCUGGGGCAUCGACGAGACCGACGUGGAGCCCUGCUGCUGGAUGACCUAUCGGCAACACCGCGACGCCGAGGAGGCACUUGACAUCUUUGAGAGCCCAGACGGAGGAGGCGGCGGCGGCGGCGCAGGGCCCAACGACGAGGCUGGCGACGAUGAGCGAGAGCUGGCCCUACAGCGCCUGGGCCCUCACGAGGGAUGUGCAGGCUCGGGCUCUGGGUCCGGGAGCUGCCGCGGCUGGCAGCCCCGCAUGUGGGCGCUCUUCGAGGAUCCCUACUCUUCCAGGGCGGCCAGGGUGGUAGCCUUCGCCUCUCUUUUCUUCAUUCUGGUCUCCAUCACUACCUUCUGCCUGGAGACCCAUGAGGCCUUCAACAUUGACCGCAACGUGACAGAGAUCCAUCGUGUGGGGAACAUCACCAGCGUGCGCUUCCGGCGGGAGGUGGAGACAGAGCCCAUCCUGACCUACAUCGAGGGCGUGUGUGUGCUGUGGUUCACGCUGGAGUUCCUGGUGCGCAUCGUGUGCUGCCCUGACACCCUGGACUUUGUCAAGAACCUGCUGAACAUCAUCGACUUUGUGGCCAUCCUGCCCUUCUACCUGGAGGUGGGACUGAGUGGCCUGUCCUCCAAGGCGGCCCGCGACGUGCUGGGCUUCCUGCGCGUGGUGCGCUUCGUGCGCAUCCUGCGCAUCUUCAAGCUCACGCGCCACUUCGUAGGGCUGCGUGUGCUGGGCCACACACUGCGGGCGAGCACCAACGAGUUCCUGCUGCUCAUCAUCUUUCUGGCCCUGGGCGUGCUCAUCUUCGCCACAAUGAUCUACUAUGCUGAGCGCAUUGGGGCCAGACCCUCUGACCCGCGGGGCAAUGACCACACCGACUUCAAGAACAUCCCCAUAGGCUUCUGGUGGGCUGUGGUCACCAUGACAACACUGGGCUAUGGGGACAUGUACCCCAAAACUUGGUCAGGCAUGCUGGUGGGGGCGUUGUGUGCGCUGGCAGGCGUGCUUACUAUUGCCAUGCCAGUGCCCGUCAUUGUCAACAAUUUCGGCAUGUACUACUCCCUGGCCAUGGCCAAGCAAAAGCUGCCCAAGAAACGGAAGAAGCAUGUGCCACGGCCAGCCCAGCUUGAGUCACCUAUGUAUUGCAAGUCCGAGGAGACCUCACCCCGGGACAGCACCUAUAGUGAUACCAGCCCCCCUGCCCGGGAAGAGGGUAUGGUCGAGAGGAACCGGGCAGACUCCAAGCAGAAUGGUGAUGCCAAUGCAGUGCUGUCAGAUGAGGAGGGAGGUGGCCUCACCCAGCCCCUGGCCUCUGCCCCUACCCCUGAGGAGCGCCGGGCCCUGCGACGCUCUGCCACUCGAGACAGAAACAAGAAGGCAGCUGCCUGCUUCCUGCUCAGCACUGGGGACUUUGCCUGUGCUGAUGGUAGUGUCCGGAAAGAGACCUGCCAAGACGCCCUCUCGUCCAACUAUGCCCAGGCUGAAGUCCUCACCCUCUCUUAAAGCGGCACCAACGUGAGAGAGACAGGCAGACAGACAGAAAGCCAAAGGCUUAGGGAAACUCUGGAACCCAGGCAAGAAUCUUUCGCUGGGAAAGACUCAGAUAUCCUUGUUUGCACAGGACUGGUGGAAAACCUCCCAUGCAACCCUCGGGGCCUGGAGCCAUCUAGGUCUGAUGUUCUGUUCUACUGUACAUUGAAGAGAUAUAUAUGCACAUAUAGUAUCUAUAUUCAUACAUACUAUACUCUUGUGUGUAGUGCACGUGCUAUUGGUGGUUGUCCUUGUUAGGCUAUGUCUCUCCAACCCCUUGCCUCACCCUAAGUUUCCCAUCCCUUUCCCUGAUUCCUUAUUGUUUCUUCUGACUGUGUAUUUGGAAUGUCCUAGGAAAAGUGUACCUGGGAAUUGCAAGUCCAGCUGGGUGGUCCCAGGCUACUCUCUCAGGAGUGUUUGCCCUGUCACAGGGAGCCUAUUGAAGGCCAGACUGCCCUUCAGGGUCACUGCUCCAUUAGCCCCACCCCAGCCCAGAUUGGGGUUCUACCUCCCACCCUGCACCCUAACUGUGGGGGACUUCCAGGGCCUCCACUCCUUUUUCCCAUAUCUGUGUCAUUGACUGAGGGGGGCAUUUUGUCUUUUUUAAUUUUUGAUUAUUCUGUCUCCUUCGUCUGUUUGUUUUUAAAGAUGCUGCUGGGCAGACGGGCAGGGAAGGGGUCUGUCUGCCCAUCUGGCUCAGGGGUCUGAGAAGGGGAAGCCUCGGGUGAGAGGAGACCAGUUGCAAUACUGUACUUCCUGGCCAGUGGCCAGAGGAUGUGUGCAAUAGCAGAGGCCAGGUGACCCCUUCAGCCUUGGCCUCUGCCCCUCCCUCAGCUCUCCCUCCCCACCCCAUUCUUCCCUGCCCCUUCCUGGUGUUGGUCAGUCCUAUUCUAAAGCUGUCUCCUUGUGUGUGUCUGAGGCAUGCCUAGGCCGGGCCUUGUGCCCUGUCCGCAUGCCGUCAACUGUUAUGCUGUGCUCGAGCCCCAAUAAAGACAUCUGGAGCAUCUUGCUGCUCCUGCUGUGUGA